Messenger RNA from Synchytrium microbalum, 1548 nucleotides. RefSeq lists its product as uncharacterized. The transcript is spliced from 4 exons. NCBI's taxonomy places the organism in Eukaryota, Fungi, Chytridiomycota, Chytridiomycetes, Synchytriales, Synchytriaceae. The record is from RefSeq and is a predicted model, not a curated record. The coding region runs from base 1 to 1548 and encodes 515 amino acids.
AUGUCGUCGAAUCGAGUCAAGCUUAAAUCGAACGAACCACAAUCAAUCGCAACAUCUGUCUGCACCUCAUGCAAAUCGACAUAUGAAUUCACCGUACCUGCUCUGAUACCGUCUCCUGCUGGCACAAUCUAUGAAGUCGACUGCUAUAAAUGCAAUACAACCAAUGAGAUUCCGUCGACUCGGAUACGAAUGAAGGGAACUCCUGAACUACCAAGUACCAGUAGCAGUAGUAGCAAUAAUGGAUCGAAUAGUAAGAAUGGUCAGUCAAAGAGUUCCAAGCCAUUCAGUUUUGGAGGAAAGACGGGUACAGACGAAAAUCCGGUUGAUAUGGAAUACUAUAACGUUCUCGGCGUGGAUUCAAAAGCAACGCCUGCUCAAGUUAAGAAAGCAUACUACCAAAUGGCCAUGAAAGCACAUCCAGAUAAGAAUAGAGAUGAUCCCAACGCCGAUGAAAAGUUUAAAAAGAUAUCUGAAGCCUACCAGGUUCUAUUCGAUCCGCAAAGAAGAGCACACUAUAAUCAAUAUGGCAAAGCAGCACCAUCGGAAGCCGCAUUCGUCGAUCCAGAAGAAUUCUUCAAACAACAAUUUGGCGGUGACAAGUUUGUGGAUAUCAUUGGUGAGAUAUCUAUAGCCAAAGACUUUAAAGAAGCCAUGAAUGUGAUGCAACAGAGUGAUAAUAAUGGUGGCACUGGUGCCACACCCAGUGAAGGUGCAGCUAGCUUGCUACAAGGUGGAAUGUCACUAGAUGAACGAACACAGAUACGAACCGAACGUGUGAAUAAACUCGUUACGAACCUAGUAGAUAAAUUAUCAUUAUACACGGAUGCAUGGCCAGUGAAUACUGGUGAUCCAGAUGGUCCUAUUGGAACGACAGAACAGCAAUUGUCAACCGAGGCUCUGGAUACGUUUUCCCAAGUUGCCCAGCUCGAAGCUGAAUCCCUAAAGACCGAAUCGUAUGGUGUAGAGCUACUUCAGGCUAUUGGAUAUGUGUACUCGGCUAAAGCUGAUCAAUGGCUUUCUCGAAUGGAUACAGAUGAAGGACACUUGUUUAAGAAAGUCUGGGGUUUUAGUAAUCGUCUGAACUCGUAUGUGAAGGAAAAGAGUCAUAUACUGGGUGAAACUGUGGGUACAUUCCGUACUGCGCUGGAUUUGCAAUCUUCAUUUGCUAAACUGCAGGAUAUGGAAAAGAAGAAGGAGGAACGACGCAGUACGCGUGCUGAAGGUGAUGCUGAAAACAAGGAGAUCAAUCAAGAUGAAGAGGACGAUGGAUUAACGCAAGAAGAACGAGAAUUAAAGACAAAAUUAGAAUACGAAGCUGCUACUAAAGGCUUAGAAACUCUAUGGAGAGGAUCUAAACUGGAGGUUGAAGCAGUAUUGCGCGAAGUCUGUGAUAAAGUAUUAGGUGACGAAAGUGUACCUGCUGCCAUCAGAAGGAGGAGAGCAGAUGGACUGAAAGCACUAGGGGCAGUGUUUAGAAGUGUGAAGAGGGACGAUGGUGUGUUGCCUGGAGGAGCCAAUCCGCUACUCAACCCCAUGCCACCUCAGUAA